AUGAGAGUUCAAGUGGCAAUCAAGAGUAUUUUACCAUUAUUUGUGCUUUUAUCAAAUGGUGUCUUAUCAGUUAAACACUCGGGGCAUAGACCUUUGCAGCCUUCUGACUUUUUUUCACGUCGAGAUUCUGAUUUUCCCCGAGAUCAUGGUAAAGAUGGUCGUCGUCCUUUUGAUUCUGAUAGCUUUAGCGAAUAUUCUGAGCCAAAACAAAGGCGCAAGUCCACAUUGAUAUCACCUGAUCAUCCGCUUCAUACGGUUGAGGAUUCUGUGCGAUAUGUGGAUGAUAAACUUAGAACAGUUGAUAAGGCAAUUAGAAAAUGGGAAUCCUCCUUAACGGAAUCCUUCGAUAAAGUUACUUAUGACACAGAAGCUAUAUCAAAUAUAGGGCCAGUCAUGUCUUCUUAUCUCAAAAGUGACGAGAAGAAGUUGCUUUCUGAGUUCAAGGGAAGCAAAUCAUGUGAGAGAGUUAUCGGGAAAUAUGUGAACAGGUGUAAACAGGGUGACUGUUUCACGCUUGAUAAUAUGAACAUGUUUGGUGCUGGGGAUAGGAUGAGCAUUGCCUUACCACCUUUAUGCCAGCUGAACUUCGCAAUUGAGCUUUUUAAAAAAUCGGAUGCAUAUGAUAACCCAGAGGAGAUUGUACUAGGGGUGAAAGGAAUAGUUAAUUUGGCUUUGGGUAGGGUCCUUUCCAAUAGAAUGUUACAGGCAUUUGCUGAUCAGAUCUUAAAGGCCAAUAUUGGAAAUAUAUAUUAUAUGAGUAAACAUGAGGAAAUUAUGAAUAAGUUCAUCUAUACAGUGACCUUGUUCUAUAAGACGCAUAUUGCGGAAUCUACCAUUGCUCCUACUCUCAACGAAUUUUUGGUUCUGAGACCGGUAUUUAUAAUGCAAACUAAAUCACGUGUUAUUACUAUAGCUGAUAAGCUUUUCCACAACAGUGGAAUCGCUUUUGGGAAAGAAGAUAUCCAUACUAUAACUGAAUCAUUCAUCAGAUACCUGUCCACGGAUAGAGAGCUUUAUGAAAAUUUGGUCAUAUAUUUUGCAAGAGUAUGCAAGAAUGUACUAAUAUCAGCUUCCAAGGGUGAUAGGGUCAUGAAGGCCUUGUCUUCAUACCUCAAAAAUCAUUCUAUUGUCGAAAAGAUUUGCAAGAAGAAUGACACUGAUUGUGAAGAUGCAGUGAAUAGUUAUGUUAAGAGGUGUCUGGCAGGAGAUUGUUACACUUUUGAUAAUAUAAAGGUCUAUGAUGAAACUCCUCAGCUCUCUGUAUCUCUGCCAAACCUGGACCAGGUUGACGCCGCAUUUUACACAUUCAGACAUAGUAAGGCACAGGGAUAUAGGAUUCUUAACUUAAUAAAGAAGGUAUUUAGAUGCAAACCUCAUAAGACAUUGAGGCAUUUUAUCACAAUUCUUGCCGCUGCUAACACGGAAAAGAUGUAUUUUUCCAAUCAUACUCAAGCAUUUGUAAAUGGAUUUUUAUAUGAGUCCACUCUGUAUUACAGAAGGUUCCUAUACAUAUCGUACUUAAAAGGAUUUUAUAAUUUGAACAAGUUUACCUUGGCCAUAUUUCGUCUAGUGAAGAUUAGACACAUGAAGAGGAUGGCUGAAGCAUUAUCUAAGAAAAAAAUUAUUGUUGUACCUGAUGUAUUUAACGGCAUAUUUAAGGAGUUUAGUGCAUAUCUUUUUGUUAGGAGAGCUUCGAAAUACAAGAAGCUCACCAAUUUCUACGUACGUUUGUGUAAAGAGGCAGCAGGUGUGGCUCUUGAGGGUGACAAUAUCACACUUUCUAUGGCAGAAUACCUUACCACACAUGAUGAUAUCGCACAGGAGGUUUGCCGCAUUGGUGAUGGAGAAUGUAAGGGUGAUAUAGAAAAGUAUGUACAGAGGUGUAAAGUUGGGGAUUGUUAUACUUUUGAUAAUAUAAAGAUCUAUGAUGAUGAGGCAAACUUUGCCAUAUUUUUGCCAAAUUUGAAUCAGGUGGAUGCUGCCUUCACUAUAUUCAAGCAUUGUGCAAAGGAUUAUAUCGAAAUUAGUGAUAAAAUUCUUUCAUUUGCUCUCGGUGGAGUUUCAGAAAGGACGUUGAAAUUUACCAGAGUACUCUUGACCAUGAAUUUAAAGAAGCUAAACCCAAUCAAUUUUACUCAUAGAGUCGUAAACAACUUUUUAUAUCACGCUACCAUAUAUUACAAAGCGACUUCCUCCCAAAGAUUUAUUAAUAGCAUAUCUGGCGGUGAAUAUAUGGACAAACCCGUCCCAAUUUCUGAUAUGGAAAAUCAUUUAAAUAAGGCACUCAGUCAUAUCGCAAAUUCAGAUAGAAUAACCAUGGAAAGGGAUCAUUUGAUAAGCGUACUGAAGAAAUACAGGAACUACCUCAUCGAAUCCUUGGCUCCGGGCAAUGAUGGACGCAUCAAAGAUUUUUCGUUUGCUUGUUAUAAUAUCAUCAAGCAAUACAUAGCUUAUCACAGUGAGUAA
Messenger RNA from Theileria equi strain WA, 2466 nucleotides. RefSeq names its product rhoptry-associated protein, putative. The record is from RefSeq and is a predicted model, not a curated record. Bases 1 to 2466 code for a protein of 821 amino acids. NCBI's taxonomy places the organism in Eukaryota, Apicomplexa, Aconoidasida, Piroplasmida, Theileriidae. The transcript has a single exon.